This is a messenger RNA of Aspergillus welwitschiae, 4659 nucleotides long. Its product is annotated as WD40 repeat-like protein. Bases 1 to 4659 code for a protein of 1552 amino acids. The record is from RefSeq and is a predicted model, not a curated record. The transcript is spliced from 3 exons. Gene Ontology annotation, molecular function: protein binding. Lineage: Eukaryota; Fungi; Ascomycota; Eurotiomycetes; Eurotiales; Aspergillaceae.
AUGGGUUGUCCUAAGCUACGAAAUCCCUUUCGCAAGAGACACUCCAAGAUACAGACUCGGGAAGAAACCAUAGGUUCCUCGAGUAAUCCAUUAGAAAUAUCGUCCAAUGCUCUUUCUGGUAUCUGUUCGACCCUAGAGCCAGUAGCUCAACCAAAAUCUCAAACAGAUGCCUUGCCAGCAGAGGAUAAUCAGGUUCCAUUAAGCUCCGAAACCGCUCUGCCACGAAGAAACGGGAAGGUUAGAAGAAGGAACCUCUGGCAAGAGGCAUACGACGCGUUGGAUGAGAAGCAACGCCAGUAUAUAAAUCCAGUGAAAGAACAUGAACAGAGCAGCGACAAUCACGAGAAUGCCGAUACAAACCCUGUAUGCAAAACAUUAGAUGAAGUUGUUCAAACCGUCAAAGCCCAGUACGAGAUUAGAAUAUCGAGAAGAGGAGACUCACAACUUCGGGAUGCUGCAAACAAGAUUCUGACUGCCACACUGAGCUGCAAGGAGAUCAUCAGUGCCAUCGUGGCAUUCGACCCCACUGGCCAUGCGUCGAGUGCCUGGACUGUCGUUUCUCUGGGAUUAACGAUGACACAGAAUUAUCGUGAUCAACAAAUGGCCUGGUUUCAGUCGUCUGCCAUCCUGACUGACAUCCUAGCUCGGUAUGCCGUUAUAGAGAAGCUUUACCGCGACGAGAGCUCUGAACUGAACGACAAGAUUGAGGAUGCCAUCUUGAGGGUCUAUAUCGCUGUUCUAAAGUAUGCAGCGGAGGGAAUGAAGAUUUAUCGCUCAAAUACAGGAAAGAGAUUGAUGCACAGUGUGGUGACCCUUGCGAACCUGCCCCUGACGGAUGUUCAGUCCUCGAUUGACAUAGAGGAAACGCACCUGGAAAAGUGGUUGCGGAUGUAUCAGCAAAUGCAGCGGAAACAAGAGGCAAACAAUAUACUUCUUGGAGUUGAUCGGCUUCUCGACGAUAUCCGAGAUGUUGCUCAGAAAAUCGAACUCGACAAGCUGCCGAUAGCUGAAGGUGCCCACUUCAAUUCGCACAUGGAUGAGGAUCAGGUUGAAUGCCUGGAGAAUACAAGAGUUGAGCUUCUUGAUGAAAUCACGGACUGGGUAGAUGAUACUCAGGGAAAGACCAUAUUUUGGUUGAGGGGUGUAGCUGGAACUGGUAAAUCAACAAUCUCCCGGACAGUGGCGCGAAAGCUGCAGGAGAGAGAGCUGUUAGGAGCAAGCUUCUUUUUCAAAAGAGGUGAGGGUGAUCGUGGGAACGCUUCACGGUUCAUCACCACUAUCGCUAAGCAAUUCAUGAUUGCUCUCCCCCAGUUGAGGAAAGAGAUUGCGACAGCCAUGAAGGACGACUUGAUAGUUUCCAAGUCACUGAAAGAACAGUUCGACCAUCUGUUGUUGAAGCCGCUUCUGGAUAUGGAAAUGAGCAAUGGGCAGCGCCUACCGGUUGUCAUUGUAGUCGAUGCCCUGGAUGAGUGUGAGGAGCGAAGUAUUGAGACGAUCAUUCAACUUCUCCCCCGGGUGCAGGAAUCGAAAACCAUAUACUUGAAAGUCUUCGUUACCAGCCGGCCCGAGCACCCGAUCCUCGAGGGCUCUGAACAAAUAGAAGGCGAACACAAAGAUGUCGCUCUACAUGAGAUCGAGCGCUGCACGAUUGAGCGCGAUAUGGCUCUGUUCUUUGAGGACAGACUAUCGAGAAUUAGAAAGAAGCGAAAGCUUGAAGAUACAUGGCCUGGGGAAAUCAAAACCCAGGCUCUAGUCGACAUGGCAAUGCCGCUUUUCAUCUUCGCUGCAACCGUAUGCCGCUUAUUAGAGGAUUACCGAUGGGAUCCAGACGACAGCUUGAACAACAUAUUGAAACGUCAAUACAACAACUCCCAGCUGGAUAAAACUUACUUGCCUGUUCUAGAGAAGCUCAUUGGCGGACAGGAUCAACAAGCUCAGAAUGAACUGGUCAAGCAAUUCCAACAGGUAGUUGGAAUUAUUGUCGUUCUCGAAAGUCCACUUUCUAUUGCUUCGCUUUCAAAGCUGAUCAACGUGAAAGAGAAUCUGAUUCGCAUUAGACUAGACUCAUUUCAUUCAGUCCUAAAUAUUCCGAGCGACAACGAUAAACCAGUCCGAAUGUUCCAUCUUUCCUUCCGAGAAUUCCUUCUUCAUCCGGCCACAAGAGAAAAUACAAUACUUUCAGUGGACGGCCAGUCAACACAUCGCGAUUUGGCCUAUAAGUGUAUUGCAGUCAUGAUGGAUCCCCAACAUGGACUUCGACAGAACAUCUGCGGCCUGCCCGGUUAUGGAACAUCAAGAGACGACAUUGGCGCCGAACGAAUUGAAAGGUGUUUUCCAGCAGAACUGCGCUACGCUACUCGAUAUUGGGUCCAUCAUCUUACCCAGGGGGCUUUGAAUAUUUCUGAUCAGGAUGGAGUGCAUGAAUUUCUCGAGACUCACUUCCUUCACUGGCUGGAAGCAAUGAGUAUCUUAGCACAUCUGUCAGAAACAAUAGGUAGUGUCAAUAUGCUACUCUCGGUUGUACAGACAUCACAUGCAUUUCGAAUAUCCAAGUUCCUUUACGAUGCAAAACGAUUUACUUUGAAGAAUAUUCCCAUCGUCAAAAAAUUUCCGCUGCAGCUGUAUUCCUCCGCAUUGCUGUUCGCGCCGGAAAAAUGUACGAUCAGAAACACAUUUUUCCACUGUGUCCCACCAUACUUCUCUCAAUUACCCAGAGUGUCUGAUUACUGGGGUGCUGAGUUACAAACGCUCGAGACUGGAUUUGAGAAGAUAAACUGCUUGGCGUUUUCUCCUGAUGGACGGACGUUCCUCACAUUUGGCGAAAGUUUGAAGCUGUGGGAAACCAGCACUGGUGAAUUACGGAAUACGUUAGUGUCUCAUGUUCCCUUUGGUGUAAAAUGCGCAUUUUCACCAGAUGGAAAGUUAGUGGCAGCCCUAACAUUCGGCAAAAUACUGCUGUGGGACUCGCUUUACGGUACUCUGAAACAUACCUUAGAAGCCUUACCUGAGUGGGGAAAUGCGAUAGCAUUUUUAUCAAAUGAGCACUUGGUCUUGGCAUCCUCUGACAAAACAUUGAGAAUAUGGAGCACAAUAUCCGGAAAGCUACAGCAAACUGCAAGUUUCGGGAAUAAUGAAGGGCCUAUGUCUGAGCAGCUAGUAACGACCACCUUCUCGCCCGACGGUAGUUUACUGGUCUACACCCUGCAAGAUGGCACAACAAAGCUCUGGGAUACAGCAAAGACCGAAGUACGACAUGUACUGAAAAGUCAUGGUGAGAAAAUUAAAUCAUUAGAAUUCUCACCAGGUGGACAUAUACUAGCCACUGGGUCACGUCAUGGCAUACUGGAGCUUUGGGAUCUAUGUGAAGGAGCCCUGCAACAUACUCUGCGCUGCCACGCCACUGAGUGUCGUAUCGAAUCUAUAGCAUUCUCUCAUGAUGGGAGAUUGCUAGCUUUGGGUUGUGAAAAAGGGCUGAACAUCUGGGACAUAGGCCAGAGCCCAAUCUUAACCACAUUUGCUAGCCGCAAUAUGAGUAUUGACCUAGUCACAUUCUCGCCAGACGACAAGCUCGUGGUUUUAGUGGGAAGAAAUAAGGUGAUGCUUUGGGAUACGGCUCGCCUUGAAGAAAUGCAUGCUCUAGAAGGGCAUACGGAUAGUGUGCGUAUCGUGCGACCUUCGCCAACUGGAUCCUUUCUGGCAAGCGGCUCCGGGGAUACAACAGUGAGACUUUGGGACAUUCCCACGGGUACAGUGCAACGCGUACUGCAGGGUCAUUCGAAUGCGAUUACGGAUGUCUCCAUCUCACCAAACGGUCACCUGUUAGCUGCGUCCUCAGAGGACGGACUCAUCAAAAUAUGGGAUGUAUCAAAUGGAGACUUGCAAUGCACCUUAUCGUCGGACAAUUCUGGGAGGGUGGCAUGUAUGUUGUUUUCGCCAGAUGGAAACUUAUUUCUGACCAUUUGGGAACACAAAACAUGCUUAUGGGAUGUGGUUACAGGACUGUGCAAGUGGAUCGUCGAACAGGAGAUAUUUGGCAUUUAUACGAUUGAUGCUGCGCUUUCCCUGGACAGUCGGCUAAUAUCCUUCGUGAAUCGGGGCAAAGUAAUACUCCGAAACACAGCGAAUGGUUCAUUGCAUGAACCCCUGACUAUCCCUUUCAGUGAUGUUAUGGAAGUAGCUUUUUCACCAUCUGGAAAUCUCCUAGCCUCUAGCCAUAGGAAUGACGGCAUCGUGAGGCUAUGGAACACUUCGACAGGUAGGGAGGAACGAGUCUUUACGGACUGCUCAACAGCUGCAUUACGAUUUUCACCUGAUGGCAAGCUGUUCUCGUCAGGAUAUGCUUGGACGGGAGUCAAAGCAUGGAAUGUUACCGACGGCACAUUACGGCAGACCUUGGGAGCCAAGAAGACGAAGAGAUAUUCGUGGCUUCUCGACGCCAACAGCGACGAAUACAUGAUCCAUCAUAGAGCUCAAGACUACUUCAUCCCAUCGGAGCAUUAUGAUUGGAUAGAUCUCGGAGAAGAUAGAAUACUAUGGCUUCCACCGGAGUAUCGAGUACAAUAUGGAAAGGCCUUGACAAGAGUUGGGAACACGGUUAUCGUGGGAUGUGAAACAGGCGAUGUGAUUUUUAUAGGUCUCCGUUCACCCUCGGAGGAUUAG